AUGUGGGGCGCCAACCCGCCACUGGCCGCUCCGCCGCUGGCCGCGCCGCCGGGGGCCCCUUCCCCGCCGCCCCUUGCAUUCACCCUCGGAUCGCCGCCGCCGCUCGGCGCUAAAUCCCCGCCCCCCGGCGCUCUCGGACCGCCUCCCCCGCUCGGCAUCAGCCUCGUCGGAGUGCCUCCCGCUCUCGCACCGCUGCCCAGCACUCUUGUUGGCGGCCUGUCGCCCCCGCCUGCCGGAUUCGGCGUCGGCUCUCCGCCCCCCGUCGGACCAGGUGGGGUGAUCGGUGCGCCACCGCCGCUGCCGCUGGCUGUGCUCGGCCCUGCGCCAUCCAUUGCUCCGGGCGGCGCCCAGCCUCCUCCAGUCACGGGCGCCGGAGCUUCGCCCCCGCCGAUCGGAUUUGCAGGGUCGCCACCUCCACUAGGUGCCAAAGUGGGGGCACCACCGCCGCUGCCGCUGGCUGUGCUCGGACCUGCGCCAUCCAUUGCUCCUGGCGGCGCCCAGCCUCCUCCAGUCACGGGCGCCGGAGCUUCGCCCCCGCCGAUUGGAUUUGCAGGGUCGCCACCUCCGCUAGGUGCCAAAGUGGGGGCACCACCGCCGCUGCCGCUGGCUGUGCUCGGUCCUGCCCCAUCUGGUACCCCACCGCCUGCCCUUGGCGGGUCACCGCCGCCUGCCGGGGCUAUCGGGUCACCGCCCCCCAUCGGAGCGCCACCUCCGCUUCCCACAGCUGUCACACCGAGCGCUGUCUCUGGCGCGUCGCCCCCACCGGCCCUGGGAUCCCCCCCUCCUGCAGGAGCCGCCUCUCCACCGCCAGGUUUUGCGCCCCCACCAGCUGGUGUGGCCGUGGGUCCCCCAGCUGGGCCCCCAGCCGGCGGAGCCUCGCCACCGCCGGCAGGGGGUUCCCCACCGCCAUUGGGUGAGCUGCAAGCUUCAGCCGCGUCCACAGCGCAGGCGAUCACCAUUGGGGACACGCAGGCAGCAGCAAGCGCCCUGGCAUCAGUGAAGACCCCUGAGGAGGCGCAGGCCGCGGCCACAGCCAUUGCAAGCGCUUAUGGUCUUGCCAACUCUCCCAGCAGCGAUACCAGCCCAAUAGUGGAGACACUGGCAUCCGUCCUGACCGGCGCGGCGCAGAGCAACGCGACUGCCACCGCUCUUGUCAUAGCCGCUGCAGCAGCCAAGGGCGGAGCAGCGCAGCAGGCAGUGGGGCUGGCUUCUGCAAGAGCCUUCACAAAAGGGGGAGCUCCUGCGCAGGCACUGGCGCGCGCAUUUGCCAUUGCCAUCGGCUUCUACGGCUGCCCGAAUGUGCAGCCCAUCAUAUAUGUGGCUGCUUCUCAUGGCGGCAGGACACUGGCGGAUGCCGCCGCAGCUGUGCCGGCGGUGCAGGAGUGCGCUGUCGGCAACGCUGCCGAUGCAUCAGCGGUUGCGAGAGCACAGACGCUCAUCCUGACGGCCAGCGGACCGCUGCCUGGUCCGACUGGUUUCAGGGCCCCCGGGCUCCCCUCACAUCUGCCGCCACCUGUCAGCGGAGGUGAGGUCAUUGGUGCGCCUUCGCCGCUACCAUUGGCAGUGCUCGGCCCUCCGCCGUCCAUCACCCCAGUUGAAGCUCCACCGCCGGCUUUUACACCACCGCCGCUAGCAGCACCUCCAAUUGAGGUACAGCCUGGGGGUCCCCCCACUCCACCACUGCCCUCCUCGCCUCCGCCAGCUGGUCCCCCAGAGUUACCCCCACCUGUGGCCACAGCUGGCCCAGCCUCGCCCUCGCCCCCACCGCCGCCGCCACCACCACCGCCGCCCCCGCCACCGCCGCCUGAGUCUGCAUGA
Messenger RNA from Coccomyxa subellipsoidea C-169, 1818 nucleotides. RefSeq lists its product as hypothetical. The coding region runs from base 1 to 1818 and encodes 605 amino acids. The record is from RefSeq and is a predicted model, not a curated record. The transcript is spliced from 11 exons. NCBI's taxonomy places the organism in Eukaryota, Viridiplantae, Chlorophyta, Trebouxiophyceae, Coccomyxaceae.